Girardinichthys multiradiatus is the source of this 2527-nucleotide messenger RNA. RefSeq names its product protein TsetseEP. Bases 235 to 1983 code for a protein of 582 amino acids. The record is from RefSeq and is a predicted model, not a curated record. NCBI's taxonomy places the organism in Eukaryota, Metazoa, Chordata, Actinopteri, Cyprinodontiformes, Goodeidae. The transcript has 2 exons.
UAUAGAUUGCAGACGGAGAAGUCCUGGGGUUGGCUGGAUUGUGAUAACGACAGAUGUCCAGAAAACUGCGAGAGGGGGCACUCCUCCGGUACCGCGUACUGCACCUCAGAGAGUAGGAGCGAGGGGCGGAAUCUGCAGCUGUCACUCCGAAGGCUUACCUCCAUUAUCACAUCCAUCCGGAGACUGGACAAGAAGCGCAACUGAUUUUACCCAGCAAAAACCACAGGAGUCACCAUGGGAGGCAAACUGAGCAAGAAGAAGAAAGGAUAUGAUGUAAGCGACCCCAAGGACAAAAAAGAAGAGACCCUGGCAAAUGGUGCUGGUGCAGAAGAGUAUGCUAAAGUGGAAGAUGGAGCUCCACCCACAAGAGCUGAGGGAACUGCUGGGAAAGAUGAUGGGGUUGAGGAAACUGCAGUGUCAGCAGAUGCCGCAGUAACUGAGGCUGCGGUACCUCCAGAAGAACCAAAAUCUGCACCCUCAGAGGAACAAGCUCCUGCGACUGAAGAGAAGGCUGCUCCAGAACAAAAACCAGAAGCAGCUCCAGUAAAAGAAGAGCCAGCUGCUGUGGCAGUGGAAAUAACUCCAGCUAUCGAGGUACCAGUUGCAGCAGCAGAGAAAAAAGCACUUGAAGGAGAGGAAAAAGGAGCAGCACCAGACAAAGCAUCUCUAGUGGCUGAAAAAGCUCCAGAAGAGCCAAAAUCUGCUCCACCUGAGGAACUAGUAGCUACAGAGCUGAAAUUAACAUCAGUGGAAGUAAUUCCAGUAGAAAAAGUACCAGCUGUAGUACAGGAGAAACAAACUCCUGUAGAAGAACCAGCAGCACCGACUGAAGAAGCACUUUUGGCAGAACAAGAGCCAGUUGUAGCAACAGAGAAACCAGGACCUAAACUAGAGGAGCCAGUUGCAGCUAAAGCUGCUCCAGCGGUGAAAACAGAGAUGCCACCAGUGGCUACAGAGGAAUCUUCUCCUCCACCAUUUGAGGAACCUGUGCAAGCUGAUGCGACGACUGAAGAGCUCCAAGUGGAGGGACCUCUUAUCGCUGUAGAAUCUGUGCCAGAACCAGAUGCUGCUUCAGUCAGCACAGAGGCAGCAUCUGAGAAUCAACAGCCAGAGCCCAUCCAAGACAAUGUGAAUGAGCCAGAACCGAGCGUGGAAGAAACAGUAUCUGCUGCUACAGUGCCCGAGCUGGAACCAAAGGCUAAGCCAGCAGCAGAGCCACUGGCAGAGAUAGAAACCAAACCAGAGCAAACUUCAGAGGCAGAGCCUGAGCAAGACACAAUUCCAAAAACAGAGCCAGAGUCAGUGAAGGCACCCACACCAGAACCCGAAGCAGAACAAACAACAGAACUAGAGCCAGAACUUGAGCAAGACGCAGAAAAGCAACAGUUAGAGGAAACUGAACUCCAACCAACUUUGGUUGCACCUGACAUAGCUGAAGCUAAGACUGUUGAAGUAGAAUCAUCUGAGGCUUCGGAGGCUGUGGCAGAGAACACCUCUGCUGAAAAUCAUCAUGCAGAAGAAGAAUCUAUUACCAAAGAAGCCCAGGGGUCCGAUGAUGCAGUUGAGUCACAAGCUGCAGAACCUGUACCUGAGAUUGUCAUCUCACAGUCUGCCUCCAUUAACAACAUGAGUGCUGAAUCUGAUAAGGCUGCUGAAGCCUCUUUAGAAGAGGUGCCUGGCCUGGAGCCUGAGAUGGAAAGCAAGAUGGGAAAUGGAGAUUUAGGAAGCCCUUCCUCCAUGGAGAAUGAGGUUGAUGAAGUCACGGCAGUAAACGGGGAGUGCACCCAUAAUACUGAUGUCGUGGCCACACAUGCAGAAGAAUGUGUUAACGGAAAUGAAAAGUUAGAGGAGAGACCUGUUGAGGAGCAGGCAGAUUUUGAACUGAAAAAGGACGUGAACCUGUGUGGGGACGUCCAGGAAGUUCCUGACACAGUCUCAGGCAUGGUAGAGGGUCUCGGCACUGAGGUCACCCAGGCGGUCUAAAAUUAAGCCUUCUGUCAAGUCACUGUGAGUCAGUUCAGUCGCUCGAUGGUGAAAGAAAACCAUCAAGGAAUCACGGACAGCUAUGCUUUCUGAAACGCUUCAACCAUUGAGCAGUUCUUAUAGGGAACUCAGGAAAAAAUCUUUUUUCCUUCUGGGUGGCCAAAAGUGAAACACCACCACUUGAUAACAACCAUGCUGCAAGAAAGACGGAAGUGCUACAAAAACACAUGAGAUGGUGAUUGUGGUGCAGACAGAGAGUGGAGCUGGACAGCUUAACAUAAAAACAAACAAAAUAUGGUAUUAAUGAAUGUAUAAAUUUGUGUGUUUGAGGCUGAUAAAUACUACAAACUGGGUCAUUGAAAAUAAAAAGCAUUCAUUAGUAGCAUAUUCUUCAAUUCAGACUUUCAUAUAUCCUUUCUUUUGCUUUAUGAAGCAACAUAACAUAAAUGUCUUGGCCUUUUUUAAUAAUUGUACUUGUAAGGACUGUUCAUUUUAAAAUGAUUGUUCAGAAUAGAAAAUAAAAAGAGAUUGUUGUCCACAGUGA